CAGGACAGUUAUUCUGAGUGACGGCCCCUGCACACGCUUCUGAGUGGUUAUCAUGGGCUUCAUUGCCUUUCUGAAAACCCAGUUCAUAGUUCACCUCCUCAUUGGGUUCGUCUUUGUUGUGAGUGGACUGAUCAUUAACUUCAUUCAACUAUGCACACUAGUCCUCUGGCCCAUAAACAAGCAGUUUUAUCGCCGAGUAAACUGUCGCCUUGCCUAUUCGCUUUGGAGCCAGUUGGUAAUGCUGCUGGAAUGGUGGUCAGGCACAGAGUGCACCUUGUUCUCAGACGAGGCCACGGUGAACACCUUUGGGAAGGAACAUGUCAUCAUCAUCUUGAAUCACAACUUUGAAAUCGAUUUCUUGUGCGGCUGGACUAUGACAGAACGCUUUGGAGUGCUAGGGAGUUCCAAAGUUCUUGCUAAGAGAGAGCUACUAUAUGUGCCCCUAAUUGGCUGGACGUGGUACUUCCUUGAGAUUGUCUUCUGCAAAAGGAAAUGGGAAGAAGACAGAGAUACUGUUAUUGAAGGAUUAAAACGUUUGGCUGAUUAUCCUGAAUAUAUGUGGUUUCUCCUGUACUGUGAAGGAACUCGUUUUACAGAGACCAAGCAUCGUAUCAGUAUGGAGGUAGCUGAAUCCAAGGGGUUGCCUAAACUGAAAUACCACCUGUUGCCCAGAACCAAAGGCUUCACCACUGCUGUCCAGUGUCUCAGGGGAACAGUUUCAGCAGUGUAUGAUGUAACACUAAAUUUCAGAGGAAACAAGAACCCGUCUUUAUUAGGAAUUCUUUAUGGAAAGAAAUAUGAAGCAGAUAUGUGUGUAAGGUGA
Molecule: messenger RNA, 823 nt
Organism: Cariama cristata (Red-legged seriema)
Lineage: Eukaryota; Metazoa; Chordata; Aves; Cariamiformes; Cariamidae
Gene: AGPAT3
Product: 1-acylglycerol-3-phosphate O-acyltransferase 3
Exons: 5
Coding region: 53-823 (256 amino acids)
Cellular component (GO): endoplasmic reticulum; endomembrane system
Molecular function (GO): 1-acylglycerol-3-phosphate O-acyltransferase activity
Source: RefSeq, a predicted model, not a curated record